This is a messenger RNA of Acanthosepion pharaonis, 600 nucleotides long. The record is from the annotation of a GenBank genome assembly. Lineage: Eukaryota; Metazoa; Mollusca; Cephalopoda; Sepiida; Sepiidae.
AUGUGUUCUGUCAUCUCUCUCUCUCUCUUGGUAGAGUUUCUUAAUAAUAUCUGUUUAAUUAAUACUUUCAACCCCAACCGCAACUAUACAUCUAAACUUAACCAUAAAACUAAAUUAUAUCUAUCUAUCUAUCUAUCUAUCUAUCUAUCUAUCUAUCUAUCUAUCUAUCUAUAUAUAUAUAUAUCUCACAAGAUUUUUGCCUCCCUCUCGCUCUCUCCUUCUGCCUCUCGCUCUCUCUCGCUCACUCACUCACUCACUCACUCACACACUCCCUCUCCCUCUCUACUUCUCUCUCCCCUUCUCACUCCCCCUAUAUCUCCUUCUCUCCCCCUCUCUCUAGCUCUCUCUCACUCAUUCACCCACUCUCUCUCUCCCUCUCUAUCUAUAUAUAUAUCCCUCCACACGGAUUCCUUUUCUAGUUCUUUUAAAAAUUCUUUCUUUCCUUACAUUGUCUUAUCAAAAUAUUUCUUUCUUUGUAAAUUUUCUUUCUUUCUUUCUUCCUAUUGCAUAAUCGUUCAUCCUAUCUAUCUAUCUAUCUAUCUAUCUAUCUAUCUAUCCGAAUCUCUCUAUAUCUAUCUAUCUAUCUAUCUAGCUAGCUAG